This is a messenger RNA of Lagopus muta (rock ptarmigan), 2650 nucleotides long. It is a transcript of the gene RLIM, whose product is annotated as ring finger protein, LIM domain interacting. Gene Ontology annotation, biological process: random inactivation of X chromosome; protein ubiquitination; ubiquitin-dependent protein catabolic process. NCBI's taxonomy places the organism in Eukaryota, Metazoa, Chordata, Aves, Galliformes, Phasianidae. Gene Ontology annotation, cellular component: nucleoplasm; cytoplasm. Gene Ontology annotation, molecular function: ubiquitin protein ligase activity. The coding region runs from base 216 to 1997 and encodes 593 amino acids. The transcript has 4 exons. The record is from RefSeq and is a predicted model, not a curated record.
UUUACUUCCGCUGUCGGCGGCCGCUUCCGGGCCCCCGUUCCUUGGUAACAAUGGAGCAGAAAAUGGCCGCCUGAGAGGGGAGGCAGGGCGACGCUGCGGCUUCUUGGGGACGGACGGAGUGCGGCGAGCCGGCACCGAGCCCGCUGAGGACCGGAGAGAGCAGCGGAGCGAGAGCUGAGGAGACGGCGGCGGGCGACAUUAUUCCAUUUGUCAAGAUGGAAAGCUCAGAUUCUAGUGAUAAAGGAAAUAUUGAUCAAUCAGAAGCACAACGGCAGAGUCAGCUGGAUCGCUUAGAUCGAGAAGAGGCUUUCUAUCAGUUUGUAAACAACCUGAGUGAAGAGGACUACAGGCUUAUGAGAGACAACAAUUUGCUAGGAACACCAGGUGAAAUUACUGAAGAAGAGUUGCUGAGAAGGCUGCACCAAGUUAAAGAAGGUCCGCCACAGCAAAACAGUGAUGAGAAUAGAGGUGCAGAGUCCACAGAAGAUGUUUCAAAUGGAGAUUCUAUAAUAGACUGGCUUAAUUCAGUCCGACAGACUGGAAAUACAACACGAAGUGGGCAGCGAGGAAACCAAUCUUGGAGAGCCGUGAGCCGGACUAACCCAAAUAGUGGUGACUUCAGAUUCAGUUUGGAAAUAAAUGUCAACCGUAAUAAUGGGAACACAAAUCCUGAAACUGAGAAUGAGCCAUCUGUAGAGCCUUCCAGUGGGGAGGAUUUGGAAAACAGCCAAAGUGACUCUGAAAUUCCAAGGUCUGAAUCACCAUCUGCAAGGCAGCCUGGAUCAGAAAGGAGCACUUCAGAAGAGUUAACUGAGGAAGCUUCUCCUAGAGGGCAGAGGAGAGCGAGAAGUAGGAGCCCAGAACAGCGGAGAACACGGGCUAGGACUGAUAGAAGUAGGUCACCUAUUAAUCCAGUGAGUGAGGCUCCUCGCAGGUCUCAUCACAAUACAUCAUCUCAAACGUUUGACCAUUCAGCAGUGAAUGAAGCUGAGGGAAGCUCUAGAACUAGGCAGCAUGUGACAUUAAGGCAGCAUGCAGUGGGGACUGAGAUUCCUAGUGAAAAUGCAGUUCUGUUUUCAGCCCCUGAAACAAGACCUGUUCCUCAAGCAGCAGGUUCUUCAGAAACUAAUGGUGCCAGUGAGUCUGCAGCUCCUGGACAGAGGCCUCCUACCAUAGUGCUCGACCUCCAGGUGAGAAGAGUUCGUCCAGGAGAGUAUCGGCAAAGGGACAGCAUAGCCAACAGAACUCGGUCCCGCUCCCAGACUCCUAACAACACAGUCACUUACGAAAGUGAACGGGGAGGGUUUAGGCGUACGUUUUCACGUUCAGAACGGGCUGGAGUGAGAACUUAUGUCAGCACCAUUAGGAUUCCUAUUCGUAGGAUCUUAAAUACAGGCUUAAGUGAGACUACGUCAGUUGCAAUUCAGACUAUGCUAAGGCAGAUCAUGACAGGCUUUGGAGAGCUGAGUUACUUUAUGUAUAGUGAUAGCGAUGCAGAUCCUAGUGGCCCAACUCCAAAUCAGAAUGUGGAUGCUUCUGAGCCACAGAACGGAGGGGGUGGUAGUUCAAGCAAUGAAAGUACAGAUGUUAGCUCAGGGGAGGUGUUUGAAGGUAGUAAUGAAGGUGGUUCAACAUCUGGUGCCAGACGGGAAGGUCGGAAUACGAGAGGAUCGGUCACGUUUGAAGAAAGUGGUUCUUUACCAUUCCUUAGCCUAGCACAAUUUUUCCUACUAAAUGAAGAUGAUGACGACCAACCAAGAGGACUCACCAAAGAGCAAAUUGACAACCUAGCAAUGAGGAAUUUCGGUGAGAGUGAUGCUCUGAAAACAUGUAGCGUGUGUAUUACAGAGUACACGGAAGGAAACAAGCUUCGUAAAUUGCCUUGUUCUCACGAGUAUCACGUCCACUGCAUCGACCGCUGGUUAUCAGAAAAUUCCACUUGUCCCAUUUGUCGCAGAGCAGUCUUAGCUUCUGGUAACAGAGAGAGUGUUGUCUAAAUGAGAUCUGAACUUAUGGCUAAGCAGCUAGUGUAAUAGUGAUGGGCAAAGAAGUCACUUCCUUUAUGGCCACUUUUUGAGUGGUAACUCAAUGUAUAGUAAUUACUUGGAGUGAAUCUUCCCUCAUGAAAGAAUUUUCUCUGAAUUCAAGCUUUUAAAAUUGGAAAAAUUGAUUGAGGUUUUCAAGAUCUAGUCGGUUUGUGUGAUGAAUUUCAUUUGUCCAAAGACAUCUACUCACUUAAAAAUACUUCUUUAUGGAGAGUGCUAAGUUCUAUCCCCUUACUCCUCCAGUCCAAUAAAAAGUUUGUCCUCAACAUUGUGCUUGUGAGUAGUCUUUCUGGGAAGUCAUCCCAGCUAAAUGCGCAAGAGUCAUAGAGGAAUUUUUGCAAGAAAUCCAACUGACUGGAAAAAAAACCCUGAAUUUAAUUGCAUACUUGAAAAUACUUUUGAUUUUCAUACUGGGUUAAUAUUGGACAUGUCUGUGUAAAUAACACUAAUGUUAGCCCUUUCCCCAUCACUAUGGCACGCUGUAGGAUGAGCUGUUAGCUUAAUUGGGAUAUUUAUCUUGUUGUGGAAAUAUAAGAAUUGCCUAUGCUUGUUUAAAUAAAAAAAAAAAAAAAUCUGUUUUAAAAUUGUAAAGCUUUUUUGUAGAA